AACUCUAGUUUAAAGAUAGGUGAUGGUAAUAAAUUCUAACCGCGUUCCAUGUCCAUGUAAAGUUUUAUUUAAGUUGCGUACACAUAACAGUAGCUAUUAGCAUUGUCUGGCCCAACUCUUGGAGUGGUCCUUUAACCUUGGUCAUUCUCAUUUCCACAUGCCACACUUCAUGGUGGUACUCACCAUCGCUGUUUGGAACGUUUGCUAGCUAAGAAAUGCAAAGAUUUCUGACAUUGUUGUCCCUGACCUUACAUCCUUGAAAUCCUAGUUAAGAAUAGCUAAGGCACCAUUCAAGGCCUGGGUUUGCUUCUUGUCCUGAAUCUUACCUACAUGAGUUUUGCUAUCUUUUGCAUAGUUGUUGGGGCCUCCGCUAGAUUUUUUAGUCAAAAAGAAAAGGAGGCACGAGCCAUUAAAAAAUAAUAUGUGUAUUAUUAUUAUUAUUGUAAAUUAAUAACCUUCCCUAUAAGUACCAUUAUUUUUGAGCUUGCAGCAUUGUGGUGAUGCCAGCUUCACAUUCUGUAGUCAUAAGAGGCAUCAUGCAAUAUAUUUUCCCAACAUUUUCGACUUACACUCAACAUUUCCAGUAAAGACAUGCCUUUUGUUUAUGUGUGUUGUCUUAUUUGGUUAGAAUAUCCACUGGACCAGCACAACGAGGAGACCCAGGCCAGAGUGCAAUCCUGCUGUGAAGUAGUCAUCUAUGUCAUCUAUGUCAUCUAGGAGUAAUUCAAAGAGGCUGCCCUCAGAUGACAAUGUUGCCUCUGACGGAGGACCCCGACGUCGAGAGUUUUAUCUGAAUGGACCUUCCCUGGACCGUGCUUCCAAGCGUAUCACCGAGGGUGUUCUGUCCCCUCCAAACUUGAAAAACUCACAUAAGAGCAAGGGGAGCCACCAGUUGCAUUCUGAGGCUUCAGGAAGUAACUCAAGAAAGGGUGAAAGCAAUCAUGGGAUACAUGUGUCGGCAGGGAAUGAUGAUUUGUCAACCACACAGAAACCAAGGAAAGUGAAACUCAAAAUUGGUGGAAUCAGUCGGACCAUACCGGCAAAACCAAACCCUGCCAUACCAGAUUCCAGGUCUUCAGCUGCAAAGUCUACACGGCCAGGACAUUCAUUGCACCGGCAAAAGCAUGGUAAUCAGACUGAAGGUGUCAAAGAUUCAAAUAGGUUGCCCUCUUCUCAAGACAAGAAAACAAGAAAGCUGAGGAAAAUUGAAGAUACCUUGACUCCGGAACAACCUGCCAAAGUUCAGAGAGAAGCGUCUUCGGAUCCUGUCCGGAAGAGUAGAAGGAUAGCUAAGAAAUCCAACUUGGACAGUGAAUUAGACGAGGAAUAUGGUUUAAGUACUCCUGAAAACCAUGGAGCUUCUAAUGAUAAUGAGGGUCAUAUUCGUGAACCUAAAAACAAAGGAGGGAGUAACCUUAAGAAGAAUGCCUCCAAGAAAGACCGGGGCAGGAGCACUGUUUAUGAGGUUGAUAAUGAUUUUGUUAGACCCCAAUCAAAUAGAGAUGGCAAGAAAAGGUCAAGAGAUUCUACUGAUGCUGAUGAGGAUAAUGCAGAAGAGGAGUUGGCCUCUGAUAACGAACUUGAAGCUGAAAACAAGAAGCAGAAGGCAGUCACUGAAUUGUCUGCCAGUGUUAAGAGUGAACCUCUCACAACACGUCGCCGAGCUCUUCAAUCAUGGAUGGAUGGGAACAGCAACAGUACCAUUGAGUUCCCCGAUGGUUUACCGGCAGCUUCGUCAAGAAGCAAGAAGGAAAAGCUCUCUGAUGCAGAGAUGCUGGCGAAGAAGGCGGAGGCUGCUCAGCGGCGCAAGAUGCAAGUGGAGAAAGCCACUAAAGAAAGCGAGGCUGAAGCUAUAAGGAAAAUACUGGGCCUGGACACCGAGAAGAAGAAAGAAGAGAGGAAGCAAAAGGAGCGAGAGGAGAAGGAGAAGGCAGCCAGAGCGCAAGAACUUGCCAGGAGCUCUAUCCGGUGGGUCAUGGGGCCCACAGGCACGGUGGUUACGUUCCCUGAAGAUGUAGGCCUCCCAAGUAUCUUCAACUCCAAACCCUGCAGCUACCCUCCGCCGCGUGAGAAGUGCGCCGGACCGUCUUGCACGAACGCGUACCGGUACAGGGACUCGAAGCUGAAGCUCCCCCUCUGCAGCCUAGAGUGCUACAAAGCUGUCCGCGGGAGCGCUUGAUUUGCUCCUUUUUUUCGCAGCCGCAUUCGUUCAUGCACCUUCAGAAUAAGAGAGGACGGCCAGUCCCGGUGAUGCAAAUUUGUUUGUCGGUCCAAUAAGCGAGUUACAAAAUAGUUACACAUAGCUCUGUGCGUAAAAGAUUAUCGUGUACUGCACCAGUUUGUUUUACUACACCGUUGAGAUGUACUGAACUAGUGAUGUUACCGGAUGAUUUCUAAGUAGAUAUUAUACAGAUACAUAUAGAAAGACAGCAAACAAAGACAGUUUUAUUUU
Messenger RNA from Hordeum vulgare subsp. vulgare (domesticated barley), 2452 nucleotides. RefSeq names its product eukaryotic translation initiation factor 5B-like. Gene Ontology annotation, biological process: chromatin remodeling. Lineage: Eukaryota; Viridiplantae; Streptophyta; Magnoliopsida; Poales; Poaceae. Bases 698 to 2179 code for a protein of 493 amino acids. The transcript has 6 exons. The record is from RefSeq and is a predicted model, not a curated record. Gene Ontology annotation, cellular component: Ino80 complex.